UAGGCUAAUUAGAGCAAUGCAAUGGCGGCGGCACUCUUAACGUGUCUCUUGCAGGAUCCUUAAAAAGGCACUGCAUUUGCCAAGGUCGUUUUAGUUCACUUUAAUUUGCAAACGCGUCGGGUUCAAAGAAAUUUUCUCCUCUUACUCGAGUUUUUCACAACGAGCCGCAUGUGAAAAUGAGCGAUUUUAGCAUUGACUAUAUACUAAAUCGUGCCGGCGAAAGAUAUAUCGGCACCAAUGCUUCUAUCUGCAUUGCGGACCGUAUUAAAUUAGAGCAGCAGCAUCGUUACCAACAGGAAGCUUUCAACAAUUACAAUUCUGUUGCAGCUAUGGAAAUGGCCAGUAUUGCUGCAGCCGGUGGAGUAGACGCAACGAUCGCUGGCUUCAACAAUGCAAGUGUCGAGCAAAUACCGAUGUUCGAUUGGCUGCACUACACUCGCUACCAUCCGCCGCGUUUGCCACGCAACUUGCGUCAACCGCCCGUCAAACGCACGCCCGGCCGUCUGCCUCGCAUCCCAUUUACACCCACACAAUUGGAGGCUUUGGAAAAUGCCUAUCGCACGUCUAACUACUUGAGCGCCGAGGAGGCCAAUCAGUUGGCUGAGUCGCUGGAGUUGACGAAUACGCGCGUCAAAAUUUGGUUUCAAAAUAGGCGCGCCCGUCAGCGGCGCGAGAAGCGCGAAACGGAGGAGAGCUAUGAUUCGACAAUUUCAUCGAAUGCUUCUAGCCCAGAACCAAAUAUGGAUGAGCUAGUACUUCAGCGUGGCGUUGGAUGCUUGAAAUAG
This is a messenger RNA of Rhagoletis pomonella (apple maggot), 785 nucleotides long. Its product is annotated as homeobox protein GHOX-7. Gene Ontology annotation, biological process: regulation of DNA-templated transcription. The coding region runs from base 177 to 785 and encodes 202 amino acids. Gene Ontology annotation, molecular function: DNA-binding transcription factor activity, RNA polymerase II-specific; DNA binding. Lineage: Eukaryota; Metazoa; Arthropoda; Insecta; Diptera; Tephritidae. The record is from RefSeq and is a predicted model, not a curated record. The transcript has 2 exons.